UGCUAGUCGGCAUUUGGCGCGUGCAGUUCACUUCACUCGGUCGAAAAUUCCCGCAGCCGUUUAAUAACAAAUAACGUUCUAAAAUUAAACAUUUCGCGGGGGCACUGAGAGAAAAUAUCUGUGAAAUCGCUUGCCUUUCGGUAAAGCAAACAAGGAGAACUGAGCAUCUAUUCAAACUCUGUGUGAGCCCCGGCGAUAUGUAAGCCGGAUUGGAGCGCAGUGUUUUAGGGACCACACUUGGUGAUAGCCGCCGUACAGCUGCUGGAUAGUGAUAAGCUAGUGGCUCGAACUUCCGCCCGUGGAAGGGCCUUAUCGUCGCGGCUUGCCUCGCCUUGAACUGUUCUUGAAAUAAUAUCCAUUUGGUGAGAAGUGCGUGAGUUUUGACUGCCCCAAAAUGCGAGCUCAACUGCUCCUGCUGCAGCUGCUCGGCGUGGUCCUCCUCUCGGGAGGAGCCCAGGCCGCCUACUGUCCCGCCGGAUGCACCUGCGUGGAGCGAACCGUGCGCUGCAUCCGCGCCAAACUCACCGCCGUGCCCAAAGUGCCCCAGGAUACCCAGAUACUAGAUUUGCGUUUCAAUCACAUCGAGGAGCUGCCGGCCAACGCGCUCAGUGGUCUCGCCCAGCUGACGACGCUCUUCCUGAACGAGAACGAGCUGGCUUACCUGCAGGAUGGGGCUCUCAACGGACUCCCGGCGCUGAGGUUCCUGUAUCUGAACAAUAAUCGGCUAAGCCGCUUACCGGCGGCCAUCUUCCAGCGAAUGCCACGCCUGGAGGCGAUUUUCCUGGAGAACAAUGACAUUUGGCAGCUGCCCGCCGGGCUCUUUGACAACUUGCCGCGUCUGAACCGCCUGUUCGUGUACAACAACAAGCUGACCCAACUGCCCGUGGAUGGUUUUAACCGGCUGAACAACUUGAAGCGCCUGCGACUGGAUGGCAAUGCCAUCGACUGCAACUGUGGAGUCUAUUCGCUCUGGCGCCGCUGGCACCUGGAUGUCCAGCGCCAAUUGGUGACCAUCUCGCUCACCUGCUCCACUCCCCAGGUGCUCCAAAACCAGGGACUCUCCAGCCUGACCGAGCAUCACUUUAAAUGUGCGAAGCCGCAGUUCCUGGUGGCACCCCAAGACGCCCAGGCCUUUGCCGGGGAGCAGGUGGAGCUGAGCUGCGAGGUCAGCGGCCAGCCACGCCCCCAGAUCACGUGGAUGCACAACACCCAGGAGGUGGGCGGCGGCAACAGCGGCGGCGAGGAGGAGCAGCAGGCGAGGGCGCAGAUCCUGCCCAGCGGCAGCCUGCUCAUCCGCAGUGUGGAGGCCAGCGACAUGGGCAUCUAUCAGUGCAUUGCUCGCAACGAGAUGGACGAGCUGCGCUCCCAGCCUGUCCGCCUGGUAGUUAAUGGCGCUGACCACCCACUCGACUCCCCCAUCGAUGCCCGCAGCAAUCAGGUGUGGGCGGAUGCUGGAACAGCCACGCCAUCGCCAUCGCCACCGCACUUUACCCACCAGCCGCAUGACCAAAUUGUGGCCCUCCAUGGCUCCGGACACGUGCUCCUCGAUUGCGCCGCCUCCGGCUGGCCACAGCCGGACAUACAAUGGUUCGUCAAUGGCCGCCAACUCUCGCAGUCGACACCCAGCCUCCAACUCCAGGCCAAUGGCAGCCUCAUCCUGCUGCAGCCCACCCAACUCUCGGCCGGCACGUAUCGCUGCGAGGCUCGCAACUCUUUGGGCAGCGUCCAGGCCACCGCCCGCAUCGAGCUGAAGGAAUUGCCCGAAAUUUUAACGGCCCCGCAAAGCCAAACAAUCAAACUGGGCAAGGCCUUUGUGCUGGAGUGCGAUGCCGACGGCAAUCCGCUGCCCACCAUCGACUGGGAGUUCAAUGGAGUCCUCCUGACGGAAAAUACCCCCGAUUUGCAGCUGGAGAACGAGAACACCGAACUGGUGGUGAGCUCGGCCCGCCAGGAGCAUGCCGGUGUCUAUCGCUGCAUUGCGCGCAAUGAAAACGGAGAGACGAGCUUGGAGGCCACCAUCAAAGUGGAACGCUCGCAAUCGCCGCCGCAUCUCGCCAUCGAGCCGAGCAAUUUGGCGGCCAUUACGGGCACCACCAUCGAGCUGCCCUGCCAGGCCGACCAGCCCGAGGACGGACUGCAGAUUUCUUGGCGUCACGAUGGCCGGCUCAUUGAUCCGAAUGUGCAGCUGACGGAGAAAUAUCAAAUAAGCGGCGCCGGCAGUCUCUUCGUCAAGAAUGUGACCAUUCCCGACGGCGGGCGGUACGAGUGCCAGCUGAAAAAUCAGUUUGGCCGCGUCUCCGCCUCCGCCCUGGUUACCAUCAGAAACAACUUGGAUUUGGCUCCUGGAGAUCGUUAUGUGCGCAUUGCCUUCGAGGAGGCCGCCAAGGAAAUUGACCUGGCCAUUAACAACACCCUGGACAUGCUCUUCUCCAACCGAUCCGACAAAGCUCCCCCCAACUAUGGUGAACUGCUGCGCGUUUUCCGCUUUCCCACUGGCCAAGCCAGGCAAUUGGCACGCGCUGCGGAGAUCUACGAAAGAACUUUGGUGAAUAUCCGUAAGCACGUACAGGAGGGCGACAAUCUGACCAUGAAGAGCGAGGAGUACGAGUUCAGGGAUCUGCUGUCCCGGGAGCAUCUGCAUCUGGUGGCUGAGCUGUCCGGAUGCAUGGAACACCGUGAGAUGCCAAACUGCACGGACAUGUGCUUCCAUUCGCGGUACCGCAGUAUCGAUGGCACCUGCAACAACCUGCAGCAUCCCACCUGGGGAGCUUCACUCACUGCCUUCCGGAGAUUGGCGCCACCCAUUUACGAGAAUGGUUUCAGCAUGCCCGUGGGCUGGACCAAGGGAAUGUUGUAUUCCGGCCACGCGAAGCCCAGUGCACGAUUGGUUUCCACUUCCUUGGUGGCCACCAAGGAGAUCACACCGGAUGCCAGGAUCACGCACAUGGUGAUGCAGUGGGGCCAGUUCCUCGAUCACGAUCUGGAUCAUGCCAUACCGUCGGUGAGUUCGGAGAGCUGGGACGGCAUCGACUGCAAGAAGAGCUGCGAGAUGGCCCCACCCUGCUAUCCCAUCGAGGUGCCCCCGAAUGAUCCGCGUGUCCGGAAUCGCCGUUGCAUCGAUGUGGUGCGAUCCAGUGCCAUCUGUGGGUCCGGCAUGACCUCCCUCUUCUUCGACAGCGUUCAGCAUCGCGAGCAGAUCAAUCAGCUGACCUCGUAUAUAGAUGCCUCACAGGUCUAUGGCUACAGUACUCCCUUUGCCCAGGAGCUGAGGAAUCUCUCGGCCCAGGAGGGCCUUCUUCGGGUGGGCGUUCACUUCCCCAGGCAGAAGGACAUGCUGCCCUUCGCUGCCCCGCAGGACGGCAUGGAUUGCAGGAGGAAUCUCGAUGAGAACACCAUGAGUUGCUUCGUUUCCGGAGAUAUCCGUGUGAAUGAACAGGUGGGUCUGCUGGCCAUGCACACCAUUUGGAUGAGGGAGCACAAUAGGAUAGCCAGGAAACUUAAGGAAAUCAAUGCCCAUUGGGAUGGUGAUACCCUGUACCAGGAGUCGCGCAAGAUAGUGGGCGCCCAGAUGCAGCACAUCACCUUCAAGCAGUGGCUGCCCCUGAUCAUUGGUGAAAGUGGCAUGGCCAUGAUGGGCGAGUACAAGGGCUACGAUCCGCAAGUGAAUCCCAGUAUAGCCAAUGAGUUUGCCACGGCAGCCCUGCGAUUUGGACACACCAUCAUUAAUCCCAUACUGCACCGCUUGAACGAGACCUUCCAGCCAAUACCCCAGGGUCACCUGCUCCUCCACAAGGCCUUCUUUGCCCCCUGGCGUUUGGCCUACGAGGGUGGCGUGGAUCCCCUGAUGAGGGGCUUUCUGGCCGUACCCGCCAAGCUGAAGACGCCCGAUCAGAACCUCAAUACGGAGCUCACCGAGAAGCUAUUCCAAACUGCCCAUGCCGUGGCGCUGGAUCUGGCUGCCAUCAAUAUCCAGAGGGGCAGGGAUCACGGCAUGCCUGGCUAUAAUGUCUACAGGAAGUUGUGUAAUCUCACCGUGGCCCAGGACUUUGAGGACCUGGCUGGGGAGAUAAGUAACGCCGAGAUACGUCAGAAGAUGAAGGAUCUGUAUGGCCAUCCCGAUAACGUGGACGUCUGGCUGGGCGGCAUCCUGGAGGAUCAGGUGGAGGGCGGCAAGGUGGGUCCGCUCUUCCAGUGCCUGUUGGUGGAGCAAUUCAAGCGGCUCCGCGAUGGCGAUCGCUUGUACUACGAGAAUCCUGGCGUCUUUACACCCGAGCAGUUAGUCCAAGUCAAGCAGGCCAACUUCGGCCGUGUGCUCUGCGAUGUGGGUGAUAACUUCGACGAGGUCACCGAGAACGUAUUCAUUCUGGCCAAGCACCAGGGUGGCUACAAGAAGUGCGAGGACAUCGCCGGCAUCAAUCUCUACCUGUGGCAGGAAUGCGGCAGGUGUGAGAACAGUCAACCAGCCAUCUUCGAUUCCUACGUGCCCCAAACCUACACAAAGAGGAGUAGCCGCCAGAAGAGAGAGCUGCAUCGAGCGGACGACGAGGUGGCCCCCGCCGAGAGCUAUGACAGUCCCCUGGAGUCGCUCUACGAUGUGAACGAGGAGAGGGUUAGCGGGCUGGAGGAGCUGAUUGGCAGCUUCCAGAAGGAGCUCAAGAAGCUGCACAAGAAACUGCGAAAGGUGGAGGAAUCCUGCAAUGGCGUUGACUCCGAACCGGUGGCUCAGGUGGUUCAACUGGCGCCAGCGGCAGCACCACCGGCCUUCAAGCCCAAGAGGAGCCACUGCGUCGACGACAAGGGCACCACGCGGCUGAACAACGAGGUCUGGUCGCCGGACGUGUGCACCAAGUGCAACUGCUUCCACGGCCAGGUCAACUGUCUGCGGGAGCGGUGUGGCGAGGUCAGCUGUCCGCCGGGAGUGGACCCACUGACGCCUCCGGAGGCCUGCUGCCCCCACUGCCCCCCGCAGGUCAAGUGAAGACCCAGCCGAAGAAUUACGCAUAUCGAUGUACACGUUUAUCCGUAGUAGCCACACUCACUCUAAUCAAAACAAAAAACAAAAAAAAACACCGGCAAUUGCGCAAUGAGCAUGUUUAAUUGACAAUUAACUAACAAUGUACUGCUACACAUGUAAUAAAAUAAAGCACAUUAAUAUUCCAUAAAUAAAAA
Drosophila biarmipes is the source of this 5169-nucleotide messenger RNA. Its product is annotated as peroxidasin. Gene Ontology annotation, molecular function: peroxidase activity; heme binding; protein binding. The coding region runs from base 395 to 4978 and encodes 1527 amino acids. Gene Ontology annotation, biological process: response to oxidative stress. The record is from RefSeq and is a predicted model, not a curated record. The transcript is spliced from 10 exons. NCBI's taxonomy places the organism in Eukaryota, Metazoa, Arthropoda, Insecta, Diptera, Drosophilidae.